GUAUAGUUGAAGUUGGACUUUUAGAAUUAUGUUGGUAACUGUAGAUUAUCAGUAAUCAGUAGUUUAUUUUUGUUUGGAGUAAUAUCGCACUUUUUCAAAUUCCUUUGUGUGAACUAUAUUUGUAUUAGCGCUUGUUUAACCAUUUUUAUGAUUUAAUGUUUAUAUGAAAAUGGAUAAUAAAGGUACAGAUCAAGUGGGUAAUGGAUUUAGCACAGCUGAAGAGACUUUUGAGGAUGCCCAAGAUGGUCAGUGUUUUGGCCAAAUGAGUAAUGGUAAAAGAGAUGAACGAGAUGCACUAGGAAAACCAGGUAAUGCUACUGGAGAGCUAUAUGCGAAAAUGCCAGUAGCAAAGUAUUCAACGCAUUAUAAAAUGAACCACAAGAGGAGAGGUUUAGCUUACAUAUUUAAUCACGAGUUCUUUGAAGUUGGUAGUUUAAAACCAAGAGGCGGUACCAAUGAAGACUGCAGAAAUCUUAAGGAGUGCCUUAUUGCUCUGGGGUUUGAUGUGCACGUAUUUAAAGAUCUAAAUUAUUCUGAUAUAGAAUUGCAUAUAAAGAAAGCUGCUCGUAUGGAUCAUAGUGAUAAUGACUGCCUUAUAAUUUCUAUUCUAUCACAUGGAGAAUCGGGAAUUAUUUAUGCAAAAGAUACGCCAUACAAACCUGACCACCUAUGGGUGCAAUUUACUGCAGAUAGGUGUCCUUCUUUAGCGGGUAAACCAAAAAUAUUUUUCCUGCAAGCCUGUCAAGGUGACAAACUUGAUGGAGGCGUCAACCUCUCAAAAACAGAGACUGAUGGGGAAAUCCAUAAUACCUACAAAAUACCAGUGCAAGCUGAUUUUCUCAUAGUCUAUUCUACAGUAAAGGGCUAUUACUCUUGGCGUAACACAACCAAAGGAUCGUGGUUCAUUCAAUCCCUGUGCCAAGAAUUGAAGACAAAAGCCUUCGAGCUGGAUCUCUUGACUAUACUUACUUUUGUAUCUCAACGUGUAGCGCUAGAUUUUGAGAGCAACGUCCCAGACAACAUCACUAUGCAUCGCCAGAAACAAAUACCGUGCAUUAUGAGUAUGCUCACUAGAUUAAUUCAGUUUAAACCAAUAUAAAAAAUAAGAUGAUUUUGUUAUGAAAAAGUUUUAUUCUUUAUUUGGUUACAUGGGGUUGUGUACAAUAUAAGAAUUAAAAAAAAUUAAUAAUAGUAUUAAUCAAUAAUGUUUUAUAUUGACAUAUACAUGGUACUAUUAUUUUGUAAAUUGUGUUGUUAUGUUUGCAUGUAACGUAACAAAUUAUUAUUUUACUUUUUUUCCUUUUAAUUACAUCCAUGACUGCCAUGACAAGUUUUAAUUUCUUGUAACUUUUUAUUAUGUAAAUAUUAAUUAUAAAUAAAACUUUUUCGCAAUGAAUUCUUCAAUGGAGUUUUUUAAUGUUGAAAUAUUUAAAUGUUUUGUUAAUAUAAAUCAAAUGGAGAAAUAAUGCUUCUAAAUCAGGGAUCUACAGCAAACUAUCACCUAUUAUAUUCAAUAUAUAAUUUUAGAAUUAUUUGUUAUAAUUUUUUUAUUCUUAUUCGCAAAGAUUUGACACAAAUCAUAUAAAGUAGGACCUCUUUAAACCGAACAGUCUAUUGUAGAAAAGUAUAUUUAAUUUAUCAUAUUUCAAAUGCCAACUUCCUUGAAACUUGUUGGUGUUUUCUUUUGGGCAUUUUUUGUUCUAGGUUAGGAAAAGUGUAGUAAAACAUAACAAAAACAAAAAACAUGACCUCUUUAAAUUAAUUCCAGGAUUAUAUGUUGAAGUAUGUCAUCAUAAGGGCGGCGUUCAGAUUAAAUAGAUUGUGCUGUACUAAUAUUGUCAUUAUUAAGAAUGGUAAACUUAAUUGAUUGAAGUUUCACUUGAGAGAAUUUAAUUCUGAUAUGUUUAUUUUUAAUAGAAGCAUUGAAUCUUAAUUUUGAUUUUGAACUAUUUUAUCUGAUGUAUAUGUUUACAUAGGUUCCUUUAUAAGUACACACAUAAAUAAUUAUUAUAGUUUUAGGUAUUUUUUUUUUCAUUUAUAGUACCAAAAUAGCUUAAUUCCUUUUCUAAAACCAAGUUUCAUAUGAAAUUAGGUAUCAUACCAUCUGGAUAAAUGAAAAACUUGAUAGCAAUUUAAAACUCAAUUUAAUUUGUAAUCCAGAAUAACAAUAAUUGAUAUUAAAACAUGUGUAGUAGAGUGCGAUAGAGAAUAUACGGAGUAUUGUUCAGUUUGAGAUGAUUAUCACUGCAAAGUAAACCAUGACUAAAAUUUUGAUAUAAAUAUAAAACUAGAUGGUUUCAUUUUUAUUUUACUUCGAUUUUGUAUUAUAUAGAUUACAUUAUACAACAAAGUUAAUUCUCAAUAUUAUUUUUUUUGUUGGUACUAGUAACCUCAUUAAAAUUGUUAUACCAAAAAAAUCUUUAGAAUCAUUGGAUCAAUUUGGCACAGAAUAAACAGUUGAUCUGUUGAUUUGUUGUCAAAUUCAUAAAUUUCAUUUGAUAGCUUCCAUAUGAUGAUAGAUUUAACAGCUUAGUUAAAUUUUUUCUAUACAUAUUUAUAGUUUUAAGCUUUUUAUAUGUUUUUCGUUUUGAUAAAGACUGAAAUAAGUGGAAACGUCAAUUUUUACAUAUUAUUUUCCUGUCAAAAGAGACCUAAAAUUUGAGAUGACUUAUCAAGAAAAACAUAUUUAUAGUUUAGUUGAGAUGCUCUGUAUAUUUUAUCAACUGCUGGUUCAAUAGUUUUCUAAUAUAUCAAUUUAAUUUUCUAUUUGAGUAUAUGUUUGAAAUAAAACAUAUUUUUCAGAAAAAAAAGUUUAUAAAUUUAGAAUACUUGCCUUGCCUUUUGGCUUUGUAGAACUGAUUAUGGUUUAUAACUAAUAUUAGAUAUAAUUGGGGGUUUCAGGUUAUUAACUUUAUGAAAAAUUAUCAGAUGAUGAAGAUGAAGAGCCGAAAUAAAAAAGGACUAAGUUUCAAAAAAUAAAAGAUCUGAAAUAAUCGUGGAACUAAGUCAUCUGCUUCUUAGGCGUUAACAUCAGUUGAUUUCAGAUCAUCAGGCUCAUCUACUAGUCCUUUGAAAAUUGCUUCUCAUUUAGUUAAACAUCUGAGUUGUUUCUAAACAACUUUCAAGUUUCUUUCAAAUCUCACUGUACAACAGAGAACAACUGCAGUUAAUGAUCGGCUUUCUGUUAGUACUUUUCUAAGGAAAAUCUCACAACCCUACCACAACUUUAUAUUUCAGUUGUAGCAUUUACAACAUUGUUUUUAAAAUGACACUUAGUACCUUUUUUAUUUACACUCUUCAGCUUAUGUUUGCAAAAACCAAUGAAAAGGAUUUAGAUUAACUGCCAUUAUCUUAGUAGUAAUUUUAUUAUUUCAAAAGAUGUGUGAUGGAUUUAUUUUGUCUGCGUUAGCAUACAUUUUAAUCACAUAGGUUGAAAGUUGGUAAAGAAUCAAAUUUGUGAUUUAGUAAGGGCUUGUAGGAUACCAAAAUUGAUUCCUAUUAUGGUGAUUUUUUUAUAAGAAUCAAUAGAUUUUGUAUUUUAUAACUUUGGAAACUGUUUGGCAAUUAUGACAUUAUAGCUAAAUUGUAAAAUAUGUUCAAUAUAAUUUUUUAGGGGUCUAAUUGUUUGUCGAAAGACUCUGCUUUGGUUGAAUGUUUCCAUUCCUUCCUGUCCCCUGCCCAUCUCUUUAUUACAUCUAGGGUUAUUAUUUAUCCCCCAUUUCCCUUACAUAUUUGAAUCUGACCUCAUCAAAUUUAUAUGUUCUCUGUCCCAAAGUCAUUUUUUACAAUACUAUACAAAAUUAACAAGAAAAUAAUGUAGAAUGUUUUUUAGUAUAAUGUGAUAAUUUGAGCGAAUUUCUUGGAAAACUUGAAAACUAUUCAUAGAUAAUUUCUGAUAAUAGAGAUUUUGUAAAAAAAUUUUACAAAGAAUCUUUAUUUUCCUUCUACAUUUUCAGUUAUCGGAAGAGGAUUCUGUUCAAUAUUUUCAUUCCUUCUUGUUUUCUGCCAAUCUCUCCAUUUCAUCUAGGGCAACUGUUUUCUAUUUCCUCUCUCCCUUAUUAGAUCACAAUCUGAAAUGUAGUUGUUUUCUGUUCCUUUAGGUUCACUAACAAAGCCUGUAUGUAUUUUUAAAAACCUGGACAAAAUAAAUUUGAAAAUAUAAUGUAGAAUGUUUUUUGGUGCAAUGUGAUAACCUGCGAGAAUAUUUUUUAUGCUGAAAAAAGUGGAAACUAUUCACAGAUAAUAAUUUUUGAGAAUCGGGCAAAAAAUUACAAAUGAUUUUGAAAACAGCAACAAAAUACAAAUUAGUAGAUCUGUGUUAUUUAUUUUAAAGUUAUUCGAUUCUUUAACUUGUUUCGUUUGUCUUUACUCUUCCAUAGUGAAAUUUAGUAGAUCCCAUUAAACAAUUUUUGUAUUGAAUUUGGAUUUUUUUCUGGAAUUUUUAGUGUAACAAAUCUAUUCUUCCCGAAAACCUCUGAUGCUGUUCCUCUUUAAUAAGAUACCUCCAGAUCUUCCAUUGAGUUUUAAAUUAUUCUUCCUGUAUGUUUCUUAGGUUUGCAUACUUUAUUCCAAUAAGUAGUAUUAUUAUCUAUAAACGAAAUAACAUAUCAAAUUUGUCUUUCUUAGACAUCACUAUACAUGUUUCAAUUAUAUUUUGCUGACAUAUGUGCUUUUCACAAAACUGUGAAAGUUUUCACUUAUAUGCGCGCAUUUUAUAUAUAUAUUUACAUGUUUUAUAUAUUAUAUACGUACAAUAGAAUAAGGUAUUUACCUUUUUAAAACAUAUUAUUACUUUUUGAAAAACAAUUUUAAUAAUUAUAUUUUUGGAUACAUUUAGUACCAACUGAUUGGUUUUCACCGGUCGCUAUAUUUUAUAUGAAAUUUAUUGUAUUUUAUUGAAUGUUUUAAAAACCAAUUGAUUUAUGCUAGUUUUUUGUACCUAUUUUAAAUGAUUUAGCCAGAUACUUGCUCAUUUUUCCAAAUAAUAAAAUUAUAAAAAAGUGA
This is a messenger RNA of Diorhabda sublineata, 5004 nucleotides long. RefSeq names its product caspase-1-like. Gene Ontology annotation, cellular component: cytoplasm. Gene Ontology annotation, biological process: apoptotic process; proteolysis. The transcript is spliced from 5 exons. Lineage: Eukaryota; Metazoa; Arthropoda; Insecta; Coleoptera; Chrysomelidae. The record is from RefSeq and is a predicted model, not a curated record. The coding region runs from base 164 to 1099 and encodes 311 amino acids.